Messenger RNA from Prorocentrum cordatum, 2383 nucleotides. The record is from the annotation of a GenBank genome assembly. Lineage: Eukaryota; Dinophyceae; Prorocentrales; Prorocentraceae.
AUGGGCUGCGGGCUGGCCGGCUCCUCCAAGGUGUCAGCUUCGGGCAGCUGGGAGACGUGCGCCUGCGGCGUGGACUUCGCCGCCGGGGCCAGCUUCUGCGACGAGUGCGGCAGGCUGCGGCCCCCCAGGGCGCACGGCGGCGGCCAGGACCCGCACGGCGCCUGGGCCCCCAGGAAGGGCGGCGCGCCCGCCGCGGCUCCAGCGGUCAGCGAGGCAGCGGCCGCUGCAGGGCCACCCGCGCCGGCGGCCGGCAGCACCGCGGCGCCCGCCAGCGCGAGCGCGGGCGAGGCGAAGGAGGACGUGGAAGACGACGACGACGACGAAGACGACCUGGAGGCGCGGCUGGGAGAGAACCUCGAGACGCAGCAGGCAGAGACGCUGGUGGCGCUGCAGCAGCUGGACUCCCAGACCAGAAUACCGCACCUCCUGGUCGAGCUGCGCAGCUCGGGCUACGUGCAGGUCAACGGCAAGAACUUCGGCGGCAUCUUCCACCAGCUGGCCGGCUUCCUGCAGGAGAUGGGCUGCGAGCGCAUGGAGUCUUCUUGGCGCAGGGCCGCCGCCGCGUCCAGCGACGCCCGGUUCACGAGCCUGAGGAAGGGCGGCGACCAGAAGACCAAGGGAGCUACCGGCAUCUUCCUGUCCAAGGCCUCCACGGGGGAGAACAACAUGGCCCUCCUCUCGGUGGCCGUGGCGGAGUUCCUCACGGAGAAGUGCGGCUGGAGCCUGCAGCUCGCGGACAGCGGCAGCGCCGGGGCCGUGUGCCACAUCCGGGAGCAGCGGCUGCUGUUCCGGAAGGCCACGUACGCCCAGAGCCACAUCGUUGCCGCGCCGCACGUCAUGGUCGAGCUGCACGAGGCCGGGUGGGUGCAGGUCAACGGCGCCCAUUUCGCCGAGCUGGAGGCGUGGUUGGCGAGGUCGUGGCGCGCCAAGAGGCUGGACGUCGACCCGCGCGUCAGCGAGCACCGCUACAGCUGCAGCGGGUUCAGGCGGCAGGGGCCGGACACCAACCUGGCGGCGCGCGCCGCGGAGCUCAUCAACGUGAUGGGUAAGUUUGCGUGGACGCUGGUGUCCUGCCAGGCCGGGAACGUGGGGCCGAAGGGCGCGCAGCGCGAGCAGCGGCUCCUCUUCCGGGAGGGCGCGCAGACCCAGCUGCGAUACACCGCCAUGCCCGGCGUGGCUCGGCUGGUCGAGCGCGGUGCGCAGGACACCGUCAUCGUGGAGUUGAGGGACGAGGGCUCCGCGUGCGUGAGCGGCCUUCCGGACGGCGACGAGGUGUUGGGAGUCGGGCUGGACAACUUCAUGAAGGACGGGUGGGGCUGUCGGCCGCACUAUGCGUCCUUCUGGGGGGGCUCCAAGGCCUUGUGCGACCUCCAGUACGACACCCCGGAUGGCUUCUACGAGAGGCGGGGGCUGCUCAGCAACCUGGGCCAACGGACCAUGGAGCUCGCGGAGUACAUGGCCUCUCAGGGUUGGGUGUUGGCGACCUGCUCGCCAGGGCACACGCCCGACGCGAAGCCAGGCGCGUACGUCAAGCGGGAGCAGCAGGUCGCGUUCACCAGAGCUCGCAUGGAGGAUGCCGCGGCACCCCUCUUCAUGAUAACCUUGCGGACGCUGCCCACCAAGUUCGGCACCUACCGCGGCUUCAUAGAGCUGAUCGGGGACGACACCAACGGGGUCUACCAGCGGCUGCUGCCGUUCAUGAAGAGGGCCAUGCUGGCGGAGGUGAUGGGCCCCCAGUCGUGGUGCGAGCUCCUCUUGAGCUGCGACUGCCUCCGGCUCCACGACGACGAUGCGGCCCAGGACAGGCAGGACCACAUCAAGAACGGCCGCCUCUGUGGCGAGAGCAACCUCGGGAGGUACGCCGUGAGGCUGUGCGACCUCAUGGUCGACCACAUCGGCGAAUGGGACCUCGUCGUGUCCAGCGGCAGCGGCGUGACCAAGAUCUUCGACCUGGAGCACGAGCUGGACGAGGAGGACGACGAGGAGGGCCCCGAUCCGACGCGCGGGACGCAGGAGACCUGGAGCGGGCCUGCUUCGCCCGGGAGCACCAGCUCAUCUUCCGGCACCGCCCGCCGCAGGGGCAGGCCCUGGCCCUGGCGGGACCCCCCGCCCCGCUGGCGUCCCCGCUGGUGCCCGCCCCGCCGGCGGUGGCCGUCAGGUAGCAGGCGGGGGCCGCCGCCGGGCGCUGCCGCCGCCAGCGCUGCCUGCAGCUCGCGGCUCGCGGGCGGUGCGGCGGCAGCAACGCAGCGGUCCGCCGCGGGCAGCGGCGGCGGCUCGGCGGCCUGGCCCCCGAGUCUGAGCGGAGCGUGCGGCUGUGGCCCUCCCCCCUGGAGCUGCUGCCCCGAAUGGGACCAUGAUGACGGUGAUGACGAUGACGGUGAUG